AUGAUCCGUGGUUACACAGGCGCCAUGACUAACGGCACCACUCUCUUCAGCGCCGCGUUGGCCGUCCUGGGCCUCCUCCCGGCGUCCAUCAGCUCCGCCGGGAUAGACCACGCGACCUGGCCGGCGAUUGACAUUGAUCCUCUCAUCAAGGAGAACCUGGCGCGGGCGUACAAGGCGGCAGACGACCCCAACGGGGGGCCCGAGGUCGCUGCCGCAUUCACCCCGGACGGGUCAUUCAUCGACCUGGGGAAGACAUUUACAGGGCGCGAAGUCAUUUCCAACGCCAUCACCACCGCGUUCAGCAGCGGCUUCUCGGAGCAAAGACACACCAUUUACGCCGUGUUUGCCGACCAGAGCCCCGGUCUUGAGCUCAUGCUGCGUGGUAAUGCCAAGGUAUGUGCGGAUGAACCCUUCCGGUUCCUAGGAAUGGCAGCGACUGAGACGCGAUCAAAGGUCAAGAUGGAUAACGGGUCGACCCUCGAAGGGGACUUUGUGGCGUGGGCGGUCAUAGACAAAGCGAGUUACGAGGCUGGCGAUCCAAAGAUGUCGCUUCUGCAUGUCUUUUCUGCGUAA
Molecule: messenger RNA, 573 nt
Organism: Colletotrichum orchidophilum
Lineage: Eukaryota; Fungi; Ascomycota; Sordariomycetes; Glomerellales; Glomerellaceae
Exons: 2
Coding region: 1-573 (190 amino acids)
Source: RefSeq, a predicted model, not a curated record